AAAAAAGAUUGAAAGUAAAUUCUUGACCCUUGAAACAGGGUCAGGAAUUAACAAGAACAAGAUGGCAGGAACAAGAUGUUCUCAUUUGAACAUAUGAAAGCUGGGUCAAAAUCCCAUCUGCUGAGCAACACAGUGUGAUAUGAACAAAAGCUCCAGGACAGCAACUAAAUGGACCAUGUGGUGUGAUUGUAAUGUUAACUUCAUUGACAUUAACAGCUAACCUCAGUGUUUUUUUAUUUGCUCAAUUGUUUUCUAAUUUCAGAUAAAACAGAAAAACUGUGGAAUAUAAAUGGAGUUAAUAUGGAGAGAAAGGAAACAUGCAAUAUGUCUGAGUUGUUCUUUGCUAUAUAAAGGUGUCUCUGCUUCACCAGUGAAGACCCGUCAUUUAUUAGUUGUCUCUAAGUCUAUGUGGGUUGCUUGGCAACGGUACUGGGUGCUGUGGAGGAAGGCAACACUGCAAACAGAGGCGGCUGCAUCCAGCAUGUUUCUGGAUGUGUGAGCAGCGCUAGGGUGUCACACCACACACUGUACAGUAAUGAAUCCCAUUUUCUGGGUUGAAAGAUUUGCAAAUCUUUAGUGGGAAUGCAAAAAUCAAAUGAGAUAAACAUGAAUUCCUUAACACAACUCAGUGUUUACACAGCCUUAAGUAAUCUGAUUGCACAUUUGUUGGCAUCAUUCUUCACAGCGUUUUUGCAUUGGAGACCGUACUGUGUUGUUUCACCAUCUAGAAACAUGUUCGUUCUUUUGCAUCAAUACAGAGAUGACACAAGUGCUGCCUGGUGUUUGGUGCAGGAUUCAUAUUAAGUGUAUGGGGAGAGUGACGCAUACAAUACACUUUUGGCAUUUUAUUAUUAUGGCAACUUAAUGUAGCAGUUGUCUGAAAUAAAAAGGCAUGAAAAUACUGUAAAAACAUUUAAUUUUUUUUUAUUAGAAAAAGGAAAAGAUUUCCACAGUUUAGCAGCCACAACAGUGAUACGAUCACCUUUAGGCUUACGCUUUGUGUGCAAUGUAAUUAAUAAGCUAAGACCUAAUGAUCUCAGUGGCUUACUGCUGAUGUAAAGCUGUAGUUACCAUGACGUAGCUGAUCAUGCAGAUGUGAGGGUAACUUUUAACUGAAUUCAAAAUGAUAAGGGGAGCCACUGAAGGACUCUACAAGAGGGACUUCCAGUGAUCAAAGUGAGAUCAAAUGAACACGAGUAAUUGUUUAAAUCUGGGUUUAAAAAAUAAUUAGCUGUAUGUUUGCAAAAUACGACAGAACCAAACAUUUAAAAUGCACCUCAAACGUCAAGGCCUGGUCAGAAGAAAGGCUGGACUGUCUGUUACAACAAGAUAUCAGGGACUUGUUGAUGGCAGAGCCCACACAUGAACAAAUAGACCCAGAGCAUUUGUUGUACAAUUUUAAUUUCUUAUAUAAACAGGGGUCUAGAUGAUGGAUUUAUACGGCUCAAAUAGUCUUGGUGAGACACUGGAACUGUUGCAGAAUGGGGGACAAAAAGGACCUGAGAGUAAUGGUGACAAAUCAAUUAAUAAUCCUAUAAUGUUACACAUACAGUUCUUCUCACUUCCUGGAUUUGUAAUAUGUACGUCAAUUACAAAAGUGAGAGACUUGAAUCUGAGGAUGGACUCCUUGCAACAUAUAGAUAUUGACCUCUAUCAAAUGUUUGCAGAGCAACCAACCAUUUGUAUAAUUGGAGUUUCAGUCAAAUAAAUAAAAACAAACGUCUUCUGAUUUUGUAUGUGGCUGCAGAUACAGCAUUCCACUUACAGUAUGUGCACUGCAAGAUGUUUUUUGUUCUGAUAUAGAAUGAAAUUUAAAUACUUACACAUUGGGUAUAAAUUGGCUUCAUGACCACCAGAGGUGUAAUGUGCAUUGGAAUGUACCACUGUAUAUACGUUUGGCCAGUAUCCUCCCUCUAACAGACUCCUCAUGGUACAACCCAACAACAUCUUAAGGUGCUUUCAAUGUCUGUAGGAAAUUGACACUCUAGUAUGAACGAGUGACCAAAGAGGUAAUUGUAAAGAGAGUGUUUCAUAGCCUACCGUAAGUAAAGAUUGCUCUCGCCAUACGUCACACUUUUCUGAAUGUCUAAAUUGAUCUUAAAAAAUGAUUCAGGGUCCCUUGGACCAAACAUUUAAAUGUAAUAAAAAAAAUCGAUUGGCAAUGUGUGGAAAAACCGGCAACAUCCCAUUUGAACUAGACUGACGUAACCAAGUGCAUCGUGUGUCACUAAAAUGCCGUAAAUUGUGACGAGCAUUUGUUUUGAUAAAUAAUGGUUAGUUGCAUUCUUAAACGGAGGGAACGAGCAGCACUUGAACGCAGCAUCGGGCUCCAGAAACACACGCAGCCAGCAGCGUGUGUUUGGCGAAACAUCAGUGUGCUGCUGUGUGUGUGUGUGAAUGGUAUAAACACAAAACAAACCUGCGUCGAGGUGAUGUUUCGGGGACAGGACCGCGGCCAGAGAGCCGAGCAGAGGAUGUAACGCAGCUCCAGAGCCGCUGGGACCGCACGAGGCAGGCUGAAUACAAUAGGAACCGCCGAGGAGAGGAGGCGAUGGUGGGGAGAGGAGCAGCGGGGGGAGCGGGUUUCACAUACACCCGAGCUUCAGCCUUUUGAAACCACCAUUAACUUUGAAACUGGGUUAUACAUUUAGAAAACACCUCCAGUAUGUCGGAUCCGAGUCACUGGUCUGCGAUGCCGAACCAGAACAAGUCCCAUUUUGUUCCGGGAUCUCUGCUGAAGCGCUCAAAAAGCUGUCGCAGCAGCAACAGGAAGAGCCUCGGUGUCGGGACGCCGUCGCCCACGCUGUCCCGGCCGCUUUCCCCGCUCUCACUCCACACUGCUGCGAGCAGCCCUCUAGACAGCCCACGAAAUGUGUCGACCAGCGCCUGCCUCAACUUCCCAUUUGCCCGAAGCCACUUGGCUCGCGCCGACAGAGCUGAGGGCCGGAGAUGGUCCCUGGCAUCCCUCCCCUCAUCGGGCUAUGGAACCAACCCGCCGAGCUCCACUGUGUCGUCCUCCUCUUCCUCCCAGGAGCGUCUUCACCAGCUUCCCUACCAGCCGACUCAAGAUGAGCUGCACUUCCUCUUCAAACACUUCCGCAGCACAGACAGCAUGACGGACGAGGACGGGCGGCCCUCGACCGUCAUGCGACCUCGGUCUCGGAGCCUCAGCCCCGGACGAUCGAAUUUCUCCUUUGAUAAUGAGAUUGUCAUGAUGAACCAUGUUUACAGAGAACGAUUUCCAAAGGCCACAGCCCAGAUGGAGGAGCGCUUGUUCGAGAUUAUCACCCACUGCUCUCCAGACAGCUCCCUCCCGCUGGCUGACGGGGUGCUGGGCUUCAUCCAGCACCAGUUGGUCGAGCUGGUUAGAGACUGUCUGGACAAGUCCCAGAAGGGCCUGGUGACUUCCCGCUACUUUGCUGAGCUGCAGGAGAAGCUGGAGAAGCUGCUUCACGAGGCCUAUGAGCGCUCUGAAAGCGAGGAGGUAGCCAUCAUCAUCCAUUUGGUGAGGAAGAUCCUCAUCAUAAUCUCACGGCCAGCUCGCCUCCUGGAGUGUCUGGAGUUUGACCCCGAAGAGUUCUACCACUUACUUGAGGCAGCAGAGGGUCACGCCAAAGUCGGCCAGGGAAUCAAGACGGACAUCCCGCGCUACAUCAUCAGCCAGCUGGGUCUGACACGGGACCCAUUAGAAGACAUGGUACAGCUUGAACAGUAUGAAGCCAGUCCUUCAGUGACAGUGGAAACAGACGGUAUUGUGGAGAAUAAGGCCCCACAGACGCUGACACCGACUCGAAGGAAACCUUUUGAGAGUGACUUUCAAACAAUCAAACUCAUUAGUAAUGGAGCUUACGGGGCUGUAUAUCUGGUCCGUCACAAGGAGACCCGCCAACGGUUUGCCAUGAAAAAGAUAAAUCGGCAGAACCUGGUCCUGAGGAACCAGAUCCAGCAGGCUUUUGUGGAGCGAGACAUCCUGACUUUUGCCGAGAACCCCUUUGUGGUCUCUAUGUUCUGCUCUUUUGAGACACGACGUCACCUCUGCAUGGUCAUGGAGUAUGUGGAAGGUGGAGAUUGUGCCAACCUGCUCAAGAACAUGGGCCCACUGCCUGUAGAAAUGACAAGGUUGUAUUUUGCUGAAACAGUCCUGGCCCUGGAGUACCUGCACAACUAUGGUAUUGUGCAUCGGGAUCUCAAACCUGACAAUUUGUUGAUUACAUCCAUGGGCCACAUCAAGCUGACGGACUUUGGCCUGUCUAAAAUUGGCCUGAUGAACAUGACCACCAACCUGUGCGAGGGUCACAUGGAGAAAGACACAAGAGAGUUUGUAGAUAAACAGGUGUGUGGCACUCCGGAGUACAUUGCCCCGGAGGUGAUCCUCAGGCAAGGCUAUGGGAAGCCCGUGGACUGGUGGGCGAUGGGGGUCAUCCUCUAUGAAUUCCUGGUCGGCUGCGUUCCGUUCUUUGGAGAUACUCCUGAAGAGCUUUUUGGACAAGUUGUCAGUGAUGAAAUCAUUUGGCCAGAAGGAGACGAUGCUUUACCAGUUGAUGCCCAGGAUCUGAUCACCCGCUUGCUCAGGCAGAGUCCUUUAGACCGACUGGGAACGGGCGGAGCCUCAGAGGUCAAACAGCACCCAUUCUUCCUGGGUUUGGACUGGAAUGGACUCCUGAGGCAGAAAGCUGAAUUCAUCCCUCAGCUGGAGGCGGAGGACGACACCAGCUACUUUGACACUCGUUCAGAGCGUUACCAUCAUUUGGCGUCUGACGAAGAUGAAGAAACCAAUGAUGAAGAGUCUUCCUUGGAGAUCAGACAGUUUUCUUCCUGGUCGCAUCGCUUCAGCAAGGUUUACAGCAGCACAGAACAUCUGGCAACACCGUCCAACUUGAGCUUCUCCUCUGACCGCAGCCACAGCGAGGAGAAGGAGGACCGUGGGGACGUUGGAGGGUUGAGUCCCUCCCUGAGCCAAGCAGAGGGCGGCGUGGAGCGCACACAUGCCGGACGCAUGGCCAGCCUUCGCCCCCGGGCUUCCUCCAGCUCCUCCCAGUCUGAGAGGAGCACCAGUCCUCUGGUGAUGAGCAGCACCCAGAGCCUGGAGACGAUGCCCCGCUUUGCCCUCUCCACUGACGAUGAAGCUGAGGUGGUUGUGUCGAACCUUCGGAGGAUCAGGAUUCGCAGCAACAGCACUGGGGCCAAACACUCGUCCCCCAAGGACCCGACCGCCCCCCGGCGCUUCGGUAACCAGCUGGAGACGCCGGACAGACAGAGGCUUCCCUGUGGUGGGAAGGUUCCCAAAUCGGCCUCCAUCUCAGCCUUGUCUCUUAUCAUCACUACAGAUGACUUGCCUGGCGGCCUCCAGCCCAGUCCCAUCUCCCCACGCUCUCUGUCCUCCAACCCUUCGUCCCGUGACUCCUCCCCCAGCCGGGACCUGUCGCUCAGCCCUUGCAGCCUGAGGCCUCCCAUUGUCAUCCACACAUCAGGGAAGAAGUACGGCUUCACUCUGCAGGCCAUCCGGGUCUACAUGGGCGACAGCGACGUCUACACGGUGCAUCACAUGGUGUCGAGUGUGGAGGAGGGCAGCCCAGCUCACCAGGCAGGUCUCCGCACUGGAGACCUCAUCACCCACGUGAACGGAGAGUCUGUCCAAGGCCUGGUCCACCCUGAGAUGAUAGAACUGCUAUUGAAGAGUGGAAGCAAGGUGGCGCUUCAGACCACAGCACUUGAGAACACGUCAAUCAAAGUGGGUCCAGCUCGGAAGACCAAACACAAAGGCAAGAUGGCUCGUCGCAGUAAGAAGAGCAAGAGGAGAGAUAAUUACGACAGGCGACGAAGCAUCUUGAAGAAGCUGUCCAAGCAGAGCACAGUGAUGCACAGCAGUCGCAGCUUCAACUCAGGCCUCCACCACUCCGUUUCCUCCAGCGAGAGUCUUCCGGGCUCCCCGACACACAGCCUCUCCCCCGGCCCUUCCACACCCUGCCGAAGUCCCGCACCCGACCAUCAGGUUUUUGACAAUAACUCUCCUCAGAGCACGUCUCCUUGCUCCAGCUCUCCCAGUUCCCCCGCUGCACACAUCCGGCCCAGCUCUCUCCACGGCUUAGGCUCCAAACUCAGCACGCAGCGCUACACCAAGGUGGGUCGCCGCAAGUCAACCAGCAACAUCCCCCCCUCGCCCCUGGCCUGCAACUCAUCCUCCACCCAGCCUCUUUCUCCACAGCGCUCCCCCUCUCCGCUGUCAGGCUUUGCCAAAACCUUUCACGGCUACCACGGCAAAACCCUGUCCCCACCUACCAUCGUUAGACACAUUGUCCGGCCCCGCAGUGCCGAGCCACCUCGGUCUCCUCUUCUUAAGAGGGUACAGUCAGCUGAGAAGCUGUCUGGUGUGUAUCAUGCCGAUAAGAAGUCGUACACCCCUCGCCGGCACACGCUGGAAGUGCCGUUUUAUUGUGAGGGGGACCUGCUGGGUGACUGUGAGGCAGAGGGUUCCUGUGGAGGCUCGUACAUCGGGGCCGAUCUCGGUAGGCUGGGCGGAUACAUCGGUAGCCAGAGGCUGAGGGACUCUGGGAUUGAACGAUCGGAGCAGCUGGUCGUGAUGCGAAAGCUCAACCUAUCAGAGCGGCGAGACUCCUUUAAGAAACAGGAGGCGGUGCAGGAGGUGAGCUUUGACGAGCCGGAGGAGAAAACCAGCACCACGGUUACAGUGACGCCCACAGCUCCAGGAGCCCAUACACAAAAUCAGCAGCAGCAGCAGCAGCAGCACAGGACAGAGUGGAUGGUCACCCGACCCCAAACCAGCGUGGAGGUGGAGCUGGAAGUGCCGGUGGUGAGGAGGAUCACACUGGUGCCCCAGAUUGCCGUGCAGGGCUCAACGGAGAGUGAGCAGGAUGAGUGGGAGCCGUGUUCAGAUGGAGAGGAAACCAACGAAACGGCACAGCUGCAGGUAGGCAUCACUUCCUCUCAACCGCAGCAGGCAGGACUUCCUCUUGGUGACCACAGCUGCAAGCAGGCAGCAGAAACCGCCUCCACUGGUCCUCAGGUUGGACCAUCGACGGAGAAGACGGAGUGCAGAGAGGGAACGCCACAAAAAGGGCAUCUGAGAAAGUGACAACUCACCACUGCACUCGUUUCAACGGCUCAUAUCUUUUCUUUCAAGUCUCUCAGAAUCUGUAAACUCAUUUACAAACUCUGGCUGAGAAAAGUAGGAGAAGAUUUUACUUGAAUUUUUUACUUGUAAAUAUGUGCCUCGAUGCAUUGCAGAGGUUCUGGUCUUAUUUAUUACAUUUGUCAACUACGAUGAGUUAGUAACGGGGCAAGAGGGAAGUUCUCAUUGGUCGAAUAGCCACGGCUCAGCAUUUUUCUAACCAUAAAAUGUGGUUUUAUGUCUUUUGACUGGAUAGUUUUUUUGUAUAAAUGUCUAUUUUUUGAAUAAAUUGUUGCAGUACAGAUUAGUUUGACAAAAGCUGGGCGUAAUUGUUGCAGGACCAAAAGGUACAAGGUUUUUUUUUUUUUUCAGUGUCAGUUCAGAUCUGAACAGUACAGCUUCCAAUGAUGUAAUACUGCUAUUAUAUUCAUCUCCAUGACCUUUGGUUCACACUGAAAGCAACAUGGUUGAUUCUAGUCAUUUUCUUAUCUAUUGUCAGCAGUUGUGUCUAAAAUAUACAUUAAGCUUUUUCUUUUCUUUUUUGCGGCUUUGCUUUGUCACUAGAUCUCUAGAAGAAACCGUCAAUGCAACCAAGACACUAACUAUCGUUCAUGAAAGAAUCACAUCGGAAAGAAGCAGCACUGUAUUAUGAUUGUCUGAUGGGAGACAGAUGGAGAAAAAAAACAUAGUUGAGUUAUCUGUGUUUCUAAUAAUUCAUUCACGUGUUGAUCAUGUUCCUUGCAGUGUGAAUUCAUGGUCACAGUUUUUCUGGUCAGUGCGGGGUAAUAUUUCACACCGAAGGUACAAUCUGUUAUGGAGACGAGCUGAAGCUGACUCAAAAAGGGCAUUAUGUGCCAUGAUAUCAGUGCAGUGUCCUCAAAGCCAUGUCUUUGAAGGCGGAAGUGUCACUUCAAAUUCGUACGCUCAACUCAACAUGAAGACAUUUCUAAAUGUAUUUUUUUCUGCAAUCUUAACAUCCCUUGAAAAAUGAAGUUGAGGAUGAAGUCCUGGAUGUUACAGAUCAUGACACUCUGCUUUGUUGCUACUCGAUAUUAACUUAGUAUGAUGCCAUAUCAUAGAGGUAUCUCAAAUUUAGUUAUUUUUAAGUUGUUUUUUUUUUUUUAUAUUCCUGCCCACAUUUUGACAUCUGUAAUCACAGAUUCAGCAUGGCUCUACAUGUCUCCCUGUAAUAACGUGUUCUACUCAAAGCAUGCAAUUUGCAGGAAAAACAUUGAGCAGCCAAAUCGAAGUCUACGUCGUCUUCAGAGGCUGGAGGGAAAUAUCUUUUUGUUCAAAACAUUUUGGUAUUUAUAGUUUGGUUUAUUUUUUUCCUAUAUUAAGACGUUUUGUACCUGGAAAAGUGUUGAAUCAUUGUGUAUUCUUUUCCUGAAACGGUAGUUUUUGUCUUUGUUUUUUUCACAUGAGCAUGUAAGAGACACCAUGCCCACAAGACCUGUUCCUACUUAAUGUACUGUGUGGUGAUGUUUACAUCAAGGGGCAACGUGCACUAAUGUAUUUUGUAAGUGAAUGUUAAAGGUAAAUUGAAAAUGGCAGAGGGAAACCCUUACAUUGAAUCCAAACCCAGGGCUUCUUUGAACAAAUGUUUUAUGUCUUUGUAUCGUACAAAUAUUGAUGUAUAUUUUGAUAACACGGAUGUGUGUAAUUCUGAUGUGUUGAAGGACACAAUAUGCACAAUGACAAUUUCAGGCACCGGGAGUUUUGGAAGUCUGACUUGAGGGAAUAAGCUGUUGGUAUUUUGGAUGUACUUCCCAAAUUUGAGGUUUAUUGUCUUCUUUGUCGGUGGCUGUUGCUGGAUUUUGUACCAAUUUUCUCCUUCUAAAUCAUCGGACUUGUUGAUGAGUUACUUAAGUCCCUCUUUCUCCUUAAAUCUCAUGACGACCUUUUACAGGAUGCUUUCGUCGUCAGUGAACCGCACGGAGAGAUUAUGUUGCUGAAUGGCUCCAUUAUUUUUGCAGUCUGACAGAAUGGUUUACAACAAACAAACAUGCUAUGUACUGUACAAACAUUUUAUAUGCCGUGGCUGUAUAUGAUGACGCUACCGUCUUUGAUGCCAUGAAUGAAAACAACAUUCAUAGAAAUCAAAGCUGUUUUUGUUGUUUUGAAAAUGUUCAGAAAGAGUAAUUUAGCAACAAGCUGAGAAGCAUUAAGUGUUUUUACAUGCACUUAAGUAACUAGUUUUUGAAAAUACAUGUUUUCCUUGGUGUUACGUAAAGGGAGAGUAAACGAGGGUGACAACUAGAGUUCUGCUGGGAUUUCUUUCCAUGUGUGCUCUUGUAAUGUUUUUUUCACAUGUGCACAUUUGCAUGAAAAAUACGUCAUACAGGGAAAGUAAUGCUGCAGAAAACAAAUCGUUACUCUAGAGGUAUGUUUGUGUAAAUACAAUAAUAGGUUACAAGUCAGACAAACUAAAACUGCUCAGUAAGGGAUAACCUGUACUCUAAAAUGUACUGUGGAAAGGCUCCAUAGCUAAAGAAUGCACCAUAACACAUAAAAUACGCCAGUCGUACUUCCAAAAUGAUUAGGGAAAACACUUUGCAGUGCAUGUAUACCCGGAUUUCUCCAAAUAACCUGGUUUCUUAUGUGAAUGUAAAUGUUGUCGAUGCUUGAUGGAUCCCUUCUGGUUGAAAGCGUCUUAUUACUGUAACCACACCCAACAGUGACGUGACAGUUGUAGGCUGCAAGCUUAAAACAAGAACAGCCACUGGAUAGCAUAGAUUCUCAGCUGGUGUUAAACUUGCUCUUAAAGAACAAACUGGCAGGUCAAACUGUUGUAUAUGUGCAUGUGUUCUCGUGUCGACUCCUCUGUUCAGUGCAUGCUGCAUGAGACGAGCACACAUCUGUAAUACUUGAUUGCAUGGUAUACCGGCGUUGCAGCCCUGUACUGUGUUUUCUUGUGCAACAAAUAAAAUUUGUACUUCUCAUCCUUAA
Molecule: messenger RNA, 10078 nt
Organism: Anarrhichthys ocellatus (wolf-eel)
Lineage: Eukaryota; Metazoa; Chordata; Actinopteri; Perciformes; Anarhichadidae
Gene: mast3b
Product: microtubule associated serine/threonine kinase 3b
Exons: 27
Coding region: 2666-7093 (1475 amino acids)
Biological process (GO): peptidyl-serine phosphorylation; intracellular signal transduction
Molecular function (GO): ATP binding; magnesium ion binding; protein serine/threonine kinase activity
Source: RefSeq, a predicted model, not a curated record